Messenger RNA from Dovyalis caffra, 738 nucleotides. NCBI's taxonomy places the organism in Eukaryota, Viridiplantae, Streptophyta, Magnoliopsida, Malpighiales, Salicaceae. The record is from the annotation of a GenBank genome assembly.
AUGAUGAUAAGGAAAGAUAUGAAUGUUGUGGAAGUAAAUACUGGUAAAAUGUAUUUUAGACCUAGUCUCCUUGCCUUAUUGGAUCCUCAACUGGUUGUAGGUUUCCAAGAUUGGAGUUGCAUUUCUGGUGGACCACUCAAUAAUUCAUUUCCCAUAAAUGAUUGUCUUGAAAAGUUUGAAAAUGAUCCUCCUGUAGGAAUUUCUCCUUCUAGUGUAUUGAAAGACACGUUAAAAUACGUCAGAUACAAGAUUUACUGUAAAGACUUUGGAAUCACUCUAGAAAGGCUAUUAUUUGACAAAUCAAAGAAUUCCAAGCUCAUGAGCUCACCAGAUGAUGAAGGAAUAGGUCCUAGAAACCUGUUACUUGACAAUGAGAGAGAAGCUAAAUCUAUGAGGUCCCCAACGGUAAGUGGGAUAUCACCUGAUAAGUUAUUCCCUGACAAACCAAUCUCUCUCACCACUUUCAAAUUUACAGCAUUUAAUGAGAAUGAGCCAGCUAAGCUAAGACUUCUCAGAUAUAUAAGGCUACCCAAGCAUUCAAGCAUGGAUCCAAAGAGCUCAUUACCUGUAGUUUUCCUCAAGCUAGAUCCGCUACAGGUUUCUUCAAUUGCCAAACGUAUCAGGAACAUAGACAAAGAAUAUGAGCAGCUGCUGAAGAUUGGGAAGCCAGAGGCCAAUGGUGGAUGGAAGAUGGCCAGAGAGGCUAUUGAUGGCAAGUGCAAUGAGUUACGUUGUUGA